AUGGGUUUACGGCGUUUUCAUGAAGAAGAAGAAGAGACCGAGCCUAUGUCUCCAAAAUCAAGGAGACCCAAAUCCUUUCACCAAUCUACCUUACCAAAGUGGGGAACUCAUAUAUGCACCAAAACCGCCGUUAUUGAUACCGCCGGUGCUUCAAUCAACUGCUUCGGUGACCGCCGUUCUUCUAGCCCUAACUCCUACGAAUCAACUGAUGCCAAAGGAAUCGCGGUUGUGAGAGAGAAGCUCAUGCAUGAACUAAAAACUGAUUUGAAAACUGCCACUGAUAGAUUGAAGUACGCGUUUUUGAAUGGAGAAAGCAAAGCUCCGAUUACCUCAUCCGAUAAUGCAAAUGGUGAUUUCACUUCUCUGUCGAGAAUUGAAAUUGACGCCGCUGGCCAUGGUUUCGUCGAUCCUAUUUCGUCAAGGUUGAGAAGUAAUAUUCCUAGUAACGAGGUUGAAACACCGAAAUUUUCUCUUCAGCUCUUGAGGAAGGAAAUCGAUGAAGAUUUCAUGGUGUUGACAGGUUGUCGGCCUCGGAAAAGGCCCACCAAGAGGCCCAGAGUUGUUCAGAAAGAGUUAGACAAUGUUUUUCCUGGAUUGUGGCUAAGUGAUGUUAAUGCUGAAAAGUACAAGGUUCAUGAUACAAAUCAGAAUGAGAGAUCUGCGAAGAGGAAAGGGAAAAGGAAGUGUUUUGAUGAUGAAGAAUCAUCAUAUUAG
Messenger RNA from Medicago truncatula (barrel medic), 714 nucleotides. RefSeq lists its product as uncharacterized. The transcript is spliced from 2 exons. Lineage: Eukaryota; Viridiplantae; Streptophyta; Magnoliopsida; Fabales; Fabaceae. The record is from RefSeq and is a predicted model, not a curated record. Bases 1 to 714 code for a protein of 237 amino acids.